AUGAACUGCCAGACGUCUCCGUCGUCUAUUUUCUCCCCGUCAUCUCUUUCCUCCGCAGUUAUCGCUCCCUCCUCCUCUCUCGUCUGUUCAUCACUACCCCGUUCCUCUCCCCUUCCGCGUCAGCUCAAUUCUCACCUCAAUUCGUCCACGACCCGCUCCCAUGCCGCUUCUUCCGUGUUUCGCGGCGCGUUUGACGGCCUGCACCUGGCUGAUGUGUUCCAACACGCGCAUCUGGCGGUCGCGCUGGUGCGUAUAGAACAGGAGGGGGCGGCGCUGGUGAUGGCGAGAACAGGAGGGAGCGACGCUGGUGAUGGAGAGCCUGGGAGUGCAGCAACACCACCUGCACGAGACAGCGCUGGCGCGGCUCAAAGGCGAGCUGGACCAGGACGGGCGCUCUCCUCUUCCUUGUUGACUGCAUUGACUGCGUUGACUUUCAGCUUGGGAGUGCUGCAGCAUCGCCUGCAUGAAGCAGCAUUGGUGCGCCUCAAGGGCGAGCUGGACCGGGAUGGCCGCUCCUCGGAAUUGAUCACCAACCCCUCCUCGCGUCCCUCCACCAGCCCCACCAGUCCUAGUAGCAGCAAGAGUCCCAGUUCGCCAGUCCGCAAGGGGCGUGGGAAGAAAGCAGCAGCGCAGCAGAGCGCGUUGGAGCAGUUAUGCACGGAUCUAACAGCCAUGGUUGCGCAAGGGGAGAUCGACCCGUCCCACCCCACGCUACCCCAACCCACCCUACCGCAUUCCUCCCUAUCCCACCACCAACCAGCAGCGCAGCAGAGCGCGUUGGAGCAGUUCUGCACGGAUCUAACGGCCAUGGCGGUGCAGGGAGGGAUCGACCCCGUGAUUGGCCGAGAGGAGGAGGUCGCCAGGGUGAUCCCCGCUCAUCGAACCAGCAACAACCAGCUGCUGCUAGGCGAACCAGGGGUGGGCAAGACGGCUUUAGAUCCUUGCUCGUCGCACCGUGAACAACCCUCUGCUGCUGGGCGAGCCAGGGGGGGCAAGACGGCCAUCUCCCCCUUUUCUAUGCCUCUGUUCGUCCUUUCGUCCCCUCUCUCACUCUUCCAUUCUCCCGCCCUCCUCUCUUGCUCCUUACCCCCUCAGAUCCAAGCUCGUCGCACCAAGAACAACCCGUUGCUGCUGGGGGAGCUGGGGGUGGGCAAGACGGCCAUGUAUAGCCCUCUUUUCACGCAACCGCUUCCCCCUGUUUCUCACCUCCCAAUUCUCGCGUUUUCUCCUUCUCCUCCCCCUCAGAUCCUCGCUCGUUGCACCAAGAAUAACCCUCUGCUGCUGGGCGAGCCAGGGGUGGGCAAGACGGCCAUAGCGGAGGGUUUGGCGCUGCGCAUCGCCGAAAACGAUGUGCCACCGUUCCUGCAGGUGAGAGGUCAUGUUGCUGGGGUGGAAAUGGGGACGGCCAUUGCAGAGGGGCUGGCGCUGAGGAUCGCCGAGAACGACGUGCCACCGUUCCUACAGGUGAGCGGUGUUGUGCUGCGGAGGGAAUGGGUUGACAGGGGGACAGGGUGCAUAGCAAAGGGGUUGGGCAAGGCAGCCGUAGGGGAGGGCUUGGCGGGAAAGCGCCUUCGGUCGCUGGACAUGGGGAGGGUGAUGGCAGGAGCAAAGGAGAGGGGGGAACUGGAACUCAGAGUGACUAUGCUGGUGGCAGAGGCGGUGGCAGCAGCGGGGGAGGUGAUCCUGUUGAUAGAUGAGGUGCAUACGAUGGUGGGAGCUGGCGCCGUGGGGAGGGGACGGGACGGCGGAGGAUCGGGAUUGGACAUCUCGAAUCUGCUCAAGCCUGCCUUAUCACGCGGCCAGAUUCAGCUGGAGCCGCAGGAAGGGGACGAGGCAGGUGGGGGUUCAGCUUCAGACAUCUCUAAUCUGCUCAAAACUGCUUUGACUAGGGGAAAGAUUCAGUGCAUCUCCACCACAACCACCAAUGAGUUUUGCGAGCACCUCGAGAAGGACAAGGCUCUGGCUUCGCAUCUAAUGCACUCCCACUUGCCCCCACCCUCCCCUCCCGCCCGCUUACACUCUAACCCCUCGCUUACACACCUUCUCCUCCUCAACCACCAGUGCAUUGCCACAACCACCACCAAUGAGUUUUGCAAGCAUCUGGAGAAGGACAAGGCUCUGGCUAGGCGCUUUCAGCCAGUCACUGUGGACGAGCCUUCAGAGGCGCUUUCAACCCGUGACUCUGGACGAGCCCUCAGAGGUGAGUGGGAUGCUCUUUUAUCGUGUGCGGAGAGGGCCAAAGCAUUGGCCAUGCGGUUUCAGCCGCUGACUGUGGAAGAGCCAUCAGGGGUGAGUGGGUGGCUGUGUUUUGAGUCGACUCAAAAGUUUCAGCCGCUGACCAUGGAAGAGCCAUCAGGGGUGAGUGGGUGGCUGUGUUUUGAUUCGACUCAAAAGUUUCAGCCGCUGACCAUGGAAGAGCCAUCAGGGGUGAGUGGGUGGCUGUGUUUUGAGUCGACUCAAAAGUUUCAGCCGCUGACCAUGGAAGAGCCAUCAGGGGUGAGUGGGUGGCUGUGUUUUGAGUCGACUCAAAAGUUUCAGCCGCUGACUAUGGAAGAGCCAUCAGGGGAGGCGGCUCUGGCGAUUCUGCACGGCCUGAGGCACCUAUACGAGGCACACCACAAGUGCACUCUCACGGACGAUACUCUGGCAGCAGCAGUCACCCUCUAUGCUUGUUUCAUCCCCGAUCGCUGCCUGCCCGACAGGGCAAUUGACCUGAUAGACAAGGCGGCUAGUAGGAGCAGGGUGGAGGGCAGCAAGGGGAGGAGGCGGCGGGCGAGUGGGGUGCUGGAGAGGGGUGCAGAGGAGUACUGGCGGGAGAUUCGCAUGGCGCAGGCUGCACACGAAGCGGUGAGAAUGGGUGCAAUGCGUGCCUCAAAGCGAGAAGCCUGUAGGAGCAAGGUGGAGGGUAGCAAGGGGAGGAGGAGGAGGGUGAGUGGGGUGCUGGAGAGGGGUGCAGAGGAGUACUGGCGGGAGAUCAGGAUGGCGCAGGCUGCACAUGAAGCGUGUGGCAGUAGAGCAGCGGCAGGGGAGGCGGCCUGCCGCAAAGCUCUCACCUCAUUCACCUCUUUCCUCUCCCUCUGCUGUGUUCCCUCACUCCUCAUCUGUUACUCCUCAUCUGUUCCCUUGCUCCCCUUUUCCCUUGCUCUUUUGCUCCUUCGUUCACUUGCUCCCGCAUAUGCUCGCCAGAAUCCCUUCACCUCGCUCACCUCAUUCCUCUCUCAAGACCACGUUCAUGCCGACACCACCACCGCUGCUGAUGCCGCUGCUGCUGCUGGUCGCUCCAAGAGUGGCAUCACUGGCAGUGACAAGGAGGACGGCCCCACGGAGAUCACAGCAGAGCACAUAGCAGCAGUGGCCGCCCACUGGACCGGCAUUCCCCUGCAGCAGCUCUCCCUCUCCGACCAGCAGCACCUGACAGGCCUAGAAGAGGCUCUAGAGGGAGACACUGCACCCACUGACUCUUCUGUUGUCUCCUUCCUCCGCUGCCUUUCCCCUUGUGCUACUAUUCCCCCUGUUCCAGCCCCACGCAGAUCACAUCAGAGCACAUAG
This is a messenger RNA of Closterium sp. Naga37s-1, 3549 nucleotides long. The record is from the annotation of a GenBank genome assembly. NCBI's taxonomy places the organism in Eukaryota, Viridiplantae, Streptophyta, Zygnematophyceae, Desmidiales, Closteriaceae.